UAUCGGGACCGAUAGCAAUGAAGCAAUCGAGCAUGGAGAAGAAGAAGCUCAAGAGCAUCAACGAUCUCCUUCCUCCGGAACUGAUACGAGCAAUCUUACUGAGGAUUCCCAUCAAACACCUUGUGUGCGUGAGGUGCGUUUCCAAGCUGUGGAAUACUCUCAUCUCCGAUCCCAAUUUUGCAAAAUCCCAUCCUGAUCACUCUCUCGCACCCUCCCAUAGAUGCCUCUUCCUCCAAGGCAAUUCUCACGCUUACUCCGUUGACCUCGACGCACUGCUUCAAGAUGAUAAGGAUGGCGUUGAUGCAAUAGCCAUCUCUUUCCCUUUCAAGAAGAAGCCACCUUCUUCUGAUGAUUUCUGUCUUGUUGGUUCCUGCAGAGGGUUUGUUCUCUUACACUGCGAACCACGGUUUUUUAUCCUAUGGAACCCACUAACUGAUUCCAGCAAAAGAGUUUCAUACUCUCCUAUGGUUAAUGCCGCAACAAGCUAUGAACACUUCUCUGUUCGCCGCGAAGCGCUUCUAUAUGGCUUUGGUUAUGAUGCGUCACAGGAUGAUUAUGUAGUAGUUGUAGCAUAUAAGGGUAAAGACCGCGAAAACCAUUUUGAUCUGUGUUGUUUGAGAAGCAAUUCAUGGAUUAAUCUUGAUGCUGCACUUCCCAACUUACUGGACUGGUAUAAUUUGAAAUCUAAGGGGUUGUUCUGUAACGGGGCUAUUCAUUGGUCUACUCAUGAGUACCGUUUUAACAUUCUUAUCUUUGAUAUAAAGCCAAGGACUUUUUCAACCAUAUCUGGGCCGGAACAACUGGCAUGCUCCUAUCCAAGUAUCGCCGUACUACCAGGGUGCCUAGCCUUGUAUUAUAACAAUCGUGAUAGCCGUAACAUUCACAUAUGGGUGAUGAAAGAAUAUAAAGUGCAGUCGUCUUGGACCCUCUAUGAGAUUCCCCUUGUAUGCUCUAAGUUUAAGCCACUGUGCUUAUCUGCUAACGGGGAUAUUAUUGGAAGAUGUUAUCCUUGGGAGGGUGAAGUAGGGUUCUAUAUAUAUAAUGUCAGAGGAGAGCUGCUCAAACAUGUUCAAUAUAUUCAUGGUGAUCUUACCAGCCACAUAAGGUCCAUUGUGCAUCUGGACUGUCCCUUGGCAGUCCCUAGCAACAUCAAGUAGAAGAAGAGGAAGAUGGGUUCUCAGAAUCACGAAGAGGUCAAACAAAGGAAGGGAAUUAGGAGUAAAUACGGCUUGGACACUUUGAUUGUGUUGUAAAUAAAGUGUAGGAUUGGCAAGUUGAGCUGGAAAGAAGCUCC
Arachis stenosperma is the source of this 1294-nucleotide messenger RNA. Its product is annotated as F-box/kelch-repeat protein At3g06240-like. The transcript is spliced from 2 exons. The coding region runs from base 18 to 1157 and encodes 379 amino acids. Gene Ontology annotation, molecular function: protein binding. The record is from RefSeq and is a predicted model, not a curated record. NCBI's taxonomy places the organism in Eukaryota, Viridiplantae, Streptophyta, Magnoliopsida, Fabales, Fabaceae.